Monopterus albus (swamp eel) is the source of this 2099-nucleotide messenger RNA. It is a transcript of the gene pdhb, whose product is annotated as pyruvate dehydrogenase E1 subunit beta. NCBI's taxonomy places the organism in Eukaryota, Metazoa, Chordata, Actinopteri, Synbranchiformes, Synbranchidae. Gene Ontology annotation, molecular function: pyruvate dehydrogenase (acetyl-transferring) activity. The coding region runs from base 68 to 1150 and encodes 360 amino acids. Gene Ontology annotation, cellular component: pyruvate dehydrogenase complex. Gene Ontology annotation, biological process: pyruvate decarboxylation to acetyl-CoA. The transcript is spliced from 11 exons. The record is from RefSeq and is a predicted model, not a curated record.
CAUUGGUUGAAAGCUCCUGGUCCGCCUAGCGUCUCCGCCUACUCUCCCGGCAGAGGACAGUCUGAAGAUGGCGACGUCCCUGAGGUGUUUUCUCCGCUCAGGAAAGAAUGUCUUGUCGGCUCUGCAACGGCGGGGAUUUCAUAGAAGUACUCCGGCUGCUGUGCAGGUAACUGUCCGUGAUGCCCUGAACCAGGUGAUGGAUGAGGAGCUGGAGAGGGACGAGCGGGUGUUCCUUAUGGGUGAGGAGGUGGCUCAGUAUGACGGAGCCUACAAGGUGAGUAGGGGUCUUUGGAAGAAAUAUGGAGACAAACGUGUCAUUGACACUCCAAUCUCAGAGAUGGGCUUCGCUGGCAUUGCAGUGGGAGCUGCCAUGGCUGGCCUGAGACCCAUCUGUGAGUUCAUGACCUUCAACUUCUCCAUGCAAGCCAUCGAUCAGGUCAUCAACUCUGCAGCAAAGACCUGCUACAUGUCAUCCGGUAUGCAGCCGGUGCCCAUUGUCUUCAGAGGACCCAACGGAUCAUCAGCGGGCGUUGGCGCGCAGCACUCGCAGUGCUUCGCUGCAUGGUACUCUCACUGUCCUGGCCUGAAGGUUGUGAGUCCCUGGAACUCGGAGGAUGCCAGAGGUCUCCUGAAAGCAGCCAUCAGAGACGACAACCCUGUGGUGUUCCUAGAGAACGAGCUGAUGUACGGCGUUUCCUUUGAGAUGUCGGAGGAGUCACAGUCCAAAGACUUCACUAUUCCCAUCGGUAAAGCCAAGAUCGAGAGACAAGGGAAUCACAUCACAUUGGUUUCUCACUCUCGGUUUGUUGGUCACUGCCUGGACGCUGCUGCCGUUCUCACCAAGGAGGGAAUCGAGUGUGAGGUGAUCAAUCUGCGGACCAUCCGUCCUAUGGAUGUGGAGAGUAUCGAGGCCAGCGUGAUGAAGACCAACCACCUGGUGACAGUGGAGGGCGGCUGGCCUCAGUUCGGGGUUGGAGCUGAGAUCUGCGCCAAGAUCAUGGAAGGUCCUGCCUUCAACUACCUGGAUGCUCCAGUCACCAGGGUGACAGGUGUCGACAUCCCCAUGCCUUAUGCCAAAAUCCUGGAGGACCACAGCCUUCCUCAGAUCAAAGACAUCAUCUUCUCUGUCAAAAAGACCCUCAACGUCUGAAACACACUCACAGGACAAAUGCAUCUAAAACUUCGUCUUGUUCACCCAGACGGUGAAAACAUUGUCUGGUAAAUAUUUGAAUCGUGUAAAUAUAACCCAACGGUUCUUUUCCCAAACGUUCCAGAUUGUAAAUUUUUCAGCCAGAUGUUGGUCGCUAAAACGCACAGCUGUUUAACCUGCACCCAGAGCAGUGGACACAGUUUGGUCAAGUCGUCGCCUCUGUCAGUCAGUUACAACCCUGACCGAACGCUUUGUGACUCUGGCUGCUCUUUGGACUUCCUCCCCUUCAAAAUAAAAGUUGCUCUAUCCUUUACAUUUUUCAGUAUUUCUGUGGGUGUUUGGUAAGAACAAAACUGCUGCCUGAGCACAAAAAAAUUUAAACUUAACAGGCUAAAAUGUGUCAAAAUAGACGAGUCAAGCAGUGAUACCCAUUAACAGUUCAGUCAGAUUCUUAUUUACAGAUUUUUUUUUUAAUCAGGUGUUUUAUAUCUUUAAGCGAACUUUUCUAACUUUAGACAACAUUUUAUUUAGGCAAAUUUCUUUAUUUGACACUAAAACAAGAGUAUGCAGGAAAAACCUCUCAGGAUGCAGUGUGCUCAAACUCAGUUACUGUUGUGCUUCAUCUCAGAUCUGCAGUUUUCACCAGAUGCUUUUAUUUGAGUGUGUGAGUUGUGCGUUUGGGGAAUAUUAGCUCAAACCUAGACUUGUAGAGUCAUUUGUGCUCUCAGCAGUUUUGCUUUUAAUGAAGUCCCAUAAGUUUAUAACCACCAAAACAUAUCAGUCUAUUAACUGAACUUCUCGCACUUACUUGGGUCUAAAAGCUGCCUUGAAGAAUGAACCAGCUCAAGGUGGAUUGUGGUCCGGAAUAUUUAUUGUAGCUGCAGCAGCUCUGUGGAUGUUUUUGUUGCUGUGAGUGACUCUGUUACGAAAAUAAAAUCUUUCAGUCCUU